AUGGCCUUCAGCCCGAGCCCGGGCACCAACAGCAGUGCGCCCGCCCCCACCCUCAGAUGGUUCGUCAACCAGCAGCUGGUGGCCACCUCCUCGCAGUGGUCGGGCCACCAGCUGCUUGACCAGGUGCCACUGGACCCGCCCACCGUUCUGCGCUACGUCUCGGCCUCCUGCCCCAACUGCACCUACCAGGCGGUGUGCAUCUAUGCCGCGAAGCUGCAGGUGCAGCUUUUCCGCCUGUGGCCCGCCAUACCCCUGCUAGUCCAGCAGGACGUGCGGCUGGUCUGGUGCGCCAACCUGCACAGCGCAGUCUGGAGCUUCUACCUGAGUUGCACGUCCGCCACGCCCAGUUCUACCAACCGGUCCAGCGACAGUCUGGCUAUCGUGCCGAACGCCAGCUUGCCCGCUGACAAGGUGAUCCCGUGCUCCAGCCAGUACCUUUACGAAGUUCGGGUGCGCUACUCGAGGACGGGCAACUACUCCUGCCGCCUGGACACAGUAGGUGAACACGCCCAAUCCCUCACCAUCUUCAGGAUCCAGUCGGGAAUGACCCACCUGCUGAGUGCCCAGACUGCCACCCUCCCCCGUGAACGGACAUUGGUCGUAUCCUGGCACCUGUCAGCUGGGACAGGCGGCAUCUCCUACCAGCUGUCCGCCCGUCCGGUCGCCUCCAGCUCCUGGAACCUGACCUAUCAUCCCAAAGUCAUAGCCGCCCAGCUCUGCCCCUGUACCUGGCCCCACAGCAGCCAGUGUGUGGCGCAGCUCCUCUUCCUGCUGGACCAGCCCGCUGGCUUCAGGAACUCCACUGCCACUAUCACCCUUAAGGACGGGGCUCUGCACUUCGCUCACAGUGACACCCGCAUCAUGCUGGCACCUGACCCCAACAUCCCUGGAACUGUCUUCUACUACAUCAGCGCUGACAAUCGGCUGUACUACUCCAGAAAAAACAGUCUGUCUGGAAAUCACAGCCACUUUGUUUUCAUCAGAGCUUCUGAAAUCAGCCACCUCUUACUGAUAGAUUACAACACCUCCGGGAAAUACAGAUUCACCAUUCAACUCUACCUGAACCCAAGUGGGGCCAUUUACAGAUCCUUGAAGAAUCUGAACGUCAGGCUCUCACUGUUUAAUAGUGGUCCCACAACUUUGGGUGAUCAGGCCAACGUGGUCUGGUUUAUUCCCCUCCAGCAUCCUGCCCUGCAGUGUGCCUGGAGAUUUAUACUGACUGUUGGUGCCAACGUCAGUUCAUAUGGCUAUGACCAGAUGGUUAAAGAUGCGCAGUGCUACAUCCCAGAUGUCAAGCUUUCCUUUGACCCAAAGCAGUACCAGGGCUACUUAGUCAAGAUGACUUGCUCAGCACCUGGGGAUAAGCACAUCAGUAUCGAGGCGAGAGUUGGUAGUUACACCGCCCCCACGGACUCUGUUCUGUUCUGCUCCCUGACACCCUGCAAGCUACCUUUGCCCACCAUACAGACUCCACCUCCUCCCAAGACCAUUAUCCAGACCACCAGGGGCACUGCCCUGAUUCUUUAUGGAAAUGCUGGCUUACGCUGUGAUAGUACUGAAUCAGUGACCAUCUCCUGGGAGGUCUAUUCUUUGACAGGCAAGGAUUCCGAGCCAGACUGGGCUCAUAGCAUACUGCUCCCACCCAGCGUGGGCACCGACACUGCCACCCUGCACAUCCCCAGGUUCACUUUGGAUUAUGGAUUCUAUCGCUUCAUCCUCAACGUGACACUUUUCUCCUCAGAUCCUAACCUACCACGCAUCAACAAUUCAGCCCAAGUUACUGUUGAAGUCACUAAAAGUACACUUGUUGCACUGAUUGCUGGGGGUUCUUACAGAACAGUGGGUUUGGAGGACACCAUCACACUGAAUGCCUCCCUGAGUACUGACCCUGACUCACCCCAACCGCACCUGGGACUGAACUUUUCUUGGUACUGUACAACAAAAUUUUCUGACUAUGACACUAUGACUCUCUCCCAUAACAACUACUGUCGUGUCAGUAAACCUGAACUGAAGUGGAACUCUGCUGUAUCCCAAACCUUAGUCAUUCCUCCCCACACACUGGUUCUGAAUAAGAGCUUCUACUUCCGAAUGGUAGUUCAAAAAGACACGAGGACCAGUUACUUUGAUCAAACCAUUACAGUGCUCUCCCACAUUGUGCCAAAGACGUUGAUAAUUUGCAUUGAGAAUUGCCAGAGGUUCCUGUUACCAAACGAGCGGUUCAUCCUGGCUGGAGUUUGCUCAAAUUGCCCAGAUUCCAGUCAGAUGACAUUCCAGUGGAAACUGCGUAUAAGGUCCUCGGGUUCUGAAGUGAUGUUCGACUGGGCAUCAAAUAGUCUCACAGGAAACUCCAUGUCUUACGUGUCAUUGAAUCCCUUGUCGUUUAUACACUUGAUUGAUGAGUGGUAUACUUUUGAACUGAAUGCUACCACUUCCACUGGUUCCCAAAGUCUCAAUAGGUAUGACUUUUCUGUCAACUCUCCUCCAAAGGAUGGACGCUGUGUUAUCACCCCAAAGUAUGGGUGGGCCCGUCAUACUAAAUUUACUUUGUCAUGCAUGAAAUUCAUGGACAAAGAUAAACCCUUCCGUUACAAAGUUAUUGCAAAAACAUAUUAUCCAACUGGCUAUAUAGAUAGUCUAAAGAACAGCCUUCUUGGUUCAACUGUAUACUUUGGAUACAGACCCAAAUCAACAUCCUUUUACCUUCCAGUGGGGAGCAUCGUGGGCCGGCACAUCUUGAUUAUUGCUGUCCAGGUAUUUGAUAGCAAGGGUGUAUACAUGACACUGUACCUUAAGGUCAGAGUGUAUGAUAUCCCAAUUGAUCCAACUAAGGUUUCAAAAGUGGACAAGCUGUAUAGUUUUGUGGAAGGAAAGCAGGCAGCUUUGACAACUUUGCUUCAUGAAACAGAUUACCUGAAAGCAAACCAACUGCUCUAUGAGGUUGCUUCCAUGCUAAACUAUGGCAUUUUCAAGGAUAAGGAUAAGGUCAAGGUCAUUAAACUUCGUGAAACUCUUGUCAAUGUCUCUGCUAGCAUUCCAGUCACAUCCCCCGAUCUUAUCUAUCAAAUAUCUGCCUCGAUAUAUGCAGCAGCUCAGAAGGAGGAGCAGCUCAGUCAACAUGCCCAACAAGUUGCUGCUGCAAAGCUAUUAGAACUUUCGUUGAUUGUUUUGAAUUACACGAAAGAAGCAGUGAUACUUUCUGAAAGUGCUGAGCUGUUGUCCUGCAGUAUCCUGACCGCGGCUUCCGAUGUGAUGGCUGCCUUUUCCUUCCACUUUCCACCUCAGGUCUCUGUGGCUGGCAUGACUCUGAACAAGGAACAGCAGCAAGUCAUAGCUGAUACGUUCCCUACCCUAAGGACUUUGACAGAAGCAGUGUCUCACAGCAAAGUUCCAGGUCAAAAAGAUACAAUUAUGACAACUAGUCAAUGGGAAAUAACUGUGAAGAAAGUUGAGAAACGCAACCUUGAGGAUUCUUACCUUUUUGACUUGAAUUGUGCCAACUGCUUUUACCCAGUGUUAACAAGAAGUGUCAGAAGUGUCAGAAGUGUCAUGGGAGCUACACAGCCAGUGUCCUCUGUAGUUUAUAAGUUUGAAAAGAAUCCUGUGCCAUGGCUUGGAAAUGCAUCUCACAUUGCUACAGAUGUGACUGCCUUCCACAUGUCUACUCUGGAUAACAAUGGAAUAGUGUAUAUGGAUGAUGCCAAACAGAUAGAGAUGCUUAUGGUCAGAAACGACAUUGUGUCCAACCAAAGAAUUAAAUUGACUAAAGAUCCCGAGCGAACUGGUGUGGUCGUAGGGCAGUUUAGGAUUGUAAUGGGCUCCAUCUCAGCUCAAGAAGUCUUCUUCCAGUUAACUGCGGACUUGAAUUCUGUCCUCACGGUCAGCAUUUACUCAGGGAAGGUAUCUGCUGAUCAACUCCCAGCUCGGAGAUACAUUAUUCCACACUGUGAUUCAGGACCAACCCUAAAGAAGGGUAGCCAUAUACCAGAUCCUUACAUUAUUAGCAUCCCAACCAGCUUGUUCCAGAAAAAUGCGACUGACCCAAAACAUGGCAGAUACAUCAGCAUUGCUAUUGAGGCAAGAUCCCCAAAGCCUCAUGCAGUCAUUAAUAUGGGGCUUGAAAUCUCAGUCUUCACUGUGAACUGUCUGUCUUUCCAAGGAAAGUCUGACAAUUGGGAUUCCUUCUCAUGCACAGCAGGACCUCUCACUAACAGCAAGAAAGUGCAUUGUAUCUGCACCCAUCUCUACAGUAACAAAACCAAGAGGGACCUGAGCCUGAACUUUCCAUGGUUCCUGGCUGCCAGUAUCUUGGUCUUACCCAAUGUUAUCGAUCUGUAUGAAACUGGAGAGUUAAUUGUUACAUUGCCAGCAAACCCAGUGACACUAAUUGCAGUCUUAAUCAUCUUCCUCAUCUACUUCAUUCUGCUUUGCUGGGCAUGGAGAAAACGCAAGAGAGACAAGAAAGAAAUUAUCAUUCUUCCUGACAAUGACCCUUGUGAUGCUGCUUGUUACUUAGUGACUCUUUAUACAGGGGGACGACCUGAUGCUGGAACAACUGCAGAUGUUUUCCUGACUCUGGUUGGCAUGUCUUCUGAGAGUGAUGCUUACCUUCUCCAUCAUCCAGAGCAUCAGACUUUCAGAAGAAGUAGCGUGGACACUUUCUUGAUCACUGCCAGGAUCGAUCUAGGGGAGCUUACCUUUAUCAGAGUCUGGCACAAUAAUGUCGGACCUUCACCCUCCUGGUACCUCAGCCGGGUGAAAGUGCAAAAUGUGCUAACGAGGCAGCAAUGGUAUUUCCUCUGCAGGAAGUGGCUAGCUACCAUGAGAAGUAAAAGUGCAUUGCUUGGGACUUUUCCCGUCACCAGUGCUGACACCCUGCUGAGAAGACAGGAUGUCUUUUUCAUUGAAGUGUCCAGCAGGAUGGACAAAGAACACUUGUGGUUCUCUGUCUUUGCCCUCCACGUUAACCAGUCCUUCACUAGAAUUCAGCGGCUGUCCUGCUUUUUGGCUAUGCUGUUAUGCGGUCUACUAAUCAGCAUAAUGCUCUUCCAAUUGAAUAAACAGGAAGCGUUUUGGGACAAUGUAGGUACUACUUUCAAGAUUGCUGUUGAAAGUGCAUUGGUGAUGGUACCUGUGGAACUCCUAAUAUCUGGCUUAUUUUUAUAUGCGCAAAGGAAAAGAGAAUCCUUAUUGGUAAAAGGAAACCAAGAAGCUGACAAUAACUCAGUUGGGAAUCUUAAAUUGAAAUCAAAGUUGAGAGAAAGGUUGAAUCAUUGGUACUCAAUGGAUAAACCAGUUAGUGAAGUUGAAGAAAGUCCAAAGGAAGCGGUGGAUAUGCCAAAAGAUGAUCACUAUAGUUAUUUGUCCUACAUUGCGGGUGAGGACCACACCCAGAAAACCCAGAAAUCCUCAGCCAAAGACAACAAAAACUGCAUCAUUCCAGAAUCUAUGGCAGAACAAAUUACGAGGGAAGAGGAAGCGGAGGGAUCAGCUGGAAGAAAGAACAAGGCUGUAAAAAUGGACAAGCCAUUGGCCCAACCACAUCCAAUUAGACCUGCAAGACAGAAGAGGAUGAAAGAUAGAUUUCACCAAUCCUCCAAAAGCAUACACCCACGAAAAAAACCGAAUGUUUUACUUUCUCAAUGUCUUUUGUGUCUGGCUUGGUGCAUUAUUUGGCUGGUGUCAAUUGUAUCUGCAGUGCUUAUAGUAUUGUAUGGACUGAAAUAUGGUUUACAAACCUCUUGGAUAUGGCUGGUAUCUUCUGUUGCUUCCUUUCUCCAGAGUAUUUUCUUAUUGCAGCCCCUGAAGAUUAUGGCCUUUGCUGCUCUUUUUGCCUUGAGCCGCAGACGUACCCGAGAUAUGGACUGGUCCACAGGGAUUGAGAAGCUGGAGAUUAGUACAGAUAACCUGCCCAGGAAUGACAUUGACUGUCUCCGGUUAGAAACCCCGGUCAGAAAGCAAUAUAGACCACUGGAGGGUGAUGAGCUAAUACUGGCCAAGAAGAAAGGGAUUAUCAGAAAUCGUGCAUUGGUGUUUUGCACACAGAUGUUGUUGCACCUAGUUUUCCUCGGAUUCCUACUCUAUUCAGCGCUCAUCACGGACUACAGCAAUGGUUACUACUAUAGCCGCAUCAUUCGGCAAGAAUUUUCCAAGAAUCUGGAGAGGGUUAACACUGUCCGAGAGUUCUACACCUGGAUGAUGAUCACUUUUUUGCCCUUGAUUCAUGGUGACUCAAAUUUGUCUUUUCUGAAUGGGACCAAUUCUGUGAUUCUAGGAUUGCCACGGAUGCGGCAGAUCAGAUCCAGACAAAGGUCAGUAGAGUGUUUUUCAAAGCCCAAUGCUGUAUCCAUUAUCCUGGACAAAUUCCAAUGUCGACCCUUGUUUAAUACCAAUCAAGAAGACACCAAGAACUACAAUGGCUCCUGGGAUGUGUCCAUUGAAAAUGUCUCUGUAACGGGCUCCUUGGACUACACUGGGUGGUUGUAUGAAGUCAAUAAUUCCCCUUGGUUCUAUAAUACACGUGGUGUAUAUCAUGAUUAUUCACUGGGGGGCUACUCCAUCUACUUCUCUUCAAAUAACCUACAGACAUCAAUAGCAAGAUUAUUGACCCUUCAGAAUAGCAACUGGAUUGACAAGAGCACAUGGGUGGUAGUCGUUGAAACCACUAUGUACAAUGCAAAUGUUGACUUAUUGUGCAGCAUUUCACUAAUUCUAGAGAAAGUCCCUCUUGGAGUGAUGAGCAAGAAGUUGUCAGUGAAAUCCUUUUCCCUUAGACUCUUUAAGAGAGGAGAAGUGAACUGGAUCCUCAUCAGUAUCCUCUUCAUGCUCUUCUUCAUUGUAUUUGCCAUACAAGAAGGUAAGGCAAUGAGACAGAAAGGAUACACAUACUUGCAGAAAUCAGAAAACAUUACCAGCUUGAUCAUAGUAGUGCUGCUGCUGAUGACAAUAAUUCUUAAUCUAGCUAAGUUAUUAUUAGUGCACAGAAUGCUGAAGUUCUAUAAGAAGAAUCCAGCCUCCUUCAUUGCCUUUCAUGUCCUUUCCGCCCUGGAUCAGCUACUCAGAAUCAAUGUUGCUUUCUUACUCUUUGUCACCAUUGUGAAGUUGCUUAAGUACACGCAGUUUCUCUACCACGUGCGUCUAGCUCAGAAGGCCAUUAGCGUAGGUUUUCCAGCAAUCUACUCCCUGGCUCUGCUAAUGGUCAUGUGCUCACUUUUUUUUAUGUCACUUGGCCACCUGCUCUUUGGUCAGUACAAUAAGAAUUUCAAUACUAUGAUUCAUGCAGCACAAACCAUUGUGUCGUACUACUCAGGACAAUUCAAAGACAUUGAUUUUGUUUACAGCGGGGUUAUUGGUGGAAUCUACCUGAUAAUCUUUGUUUUUAUUAUGAACUGUAUCCUGAUAAAUCUUUUUCAAUCGGUGGUCAUUCUGUCCUAUGGGGAUAUGAAACAAUUUAUUUAUGAAAAGCCGGCUGAGGAGGCAGAGGUGGCAAUGUUUAUUAUACAGGAAUGUAAGCGUGUCUGGAAUGUAUUGUGGAAGAAAACUCCUCCCGAAGAUAGCAAUGAAGUUCUGACAACUUUGUUUUAUGGAAGAGGCUCCAAAAGAACUUACGGGUUAAAAAGGAAGAUAUUUAAUAGGAAGAAGAAGCAAAACUACUUAUUUAUUUGA
This is a messenger RNA of Hypanus sabinus (Atlantic stingray), 7662 nucleotides long. RefSeq names its product polycystin family receptor for egg jelly-like. Gene Ontology annotation, cellular component: membrane. The transcript has a single exon. Gene Ontology annotation, molecular function: calcium ion binding; calcium channel activity; protein binding. Bases 1 to 7662 code for a protein of 2553 amino acids. The record is from RefSeq and is a predicted model, not a curated record. Gene Ontology annotation, biological process: detection of mechanical stimulus. Lineage: Eukaryota; Metazoa; Chordata; Chondrichthyes; Myliobatiformes; Dasyatidae.